GCUGCUUUCCUUUCUACGUUGGUUGGAGUAGAUGCUGCAGAAGUGGCCACAUGUGCAGCAGUAAUGGCUUUAUCUGAUAUUGGUGAAUGGAUACGGCAAGAACCCAAAGAUACGUCUAAUAGUAACACUAAGUCGAAUAUGAUUGAAGAUGCUGCUCUUGUGGAAGCAAAAUCGCAGCUCGAGAAGGAAGGAGUACAGCUGGAGAAAGCAAUAUCUAGAAUUGCGACUCAG
This is a messenger RNA of Striga hermonthica, 231 nucleotides long. Lineage: Eukaryota; Viridiplantae; Streptophyta; Magnoliopsida; Lamiales; Orobanchaceae. The record is from the annotation of a GenBank genome assembly.